Molecule: messenger RNA, 879 nt
Organism: Naegleria gruberi
Lineage: Eukaryota; Heterolobosea; Eutetramitea; Acrasida; Naegleriidae
Exons: 1
Coding region: 1-879 (292 amino acids)
Source: RefSeq, a predicted model, not a curated record
AUGAAAUCGAGCACUAAAAAAUUGAAAAAAUUAUUUAAAAUUAUUCCAGAAGAAUUUGAAAGUUUAUUUCAACAAAAGUUGACUUUUUGCAUUUCAAAUAUAGAAAAGUAUUUUAAAAAAACUGAAAAUGAAUUUAUUGUACUGAGUUCUUCAACAUUUAAGGAUACAUUGCAAGAAUCAAAUAAGAAUCAAGCCAUUAUUCCAAUAGUUAGGACAAUAUUAGCUCUAUCGAAAUGGGAUGGAAUAGAUCUUUUGCCCCAUCGAUUUUUGGACUUUUUUAAAGAUCUUUCCCAUAGAUACUCACCUAAUGAAAGAAUCAGAGCCCUCUACAUGAUAGCAAAAACUGGAACAAAAAAGAAGGAAGUAGAGCAUUUAGAUGAGCUAGUAGAAAUAUUUAGGAAUAAUUUCUCAGUCCUAAAUAUUUUGGAAAGAAAACUCAUUUCAUGGACUGGAAAUAAUGAUUUUUGCUCAUCAUAUAUUGCAUGUGCACACUUUAUGAAGAAUAUUCUGGCUUCAAGUACUGUAAGGGGAGGUACCAUUGGAAUCAAAGCAAAAAAGAUGCAACAUUUCUAUGAGGUUUUGGAAACAGUUGCUAAAGAAAUUCAACAACGAACCAAACUCAAACUUUUGGACAAGUAUGAUGGUAAUAUAACCAAAGACCUAAUGAAGCAACAAGCAAUAGAAAUGUUAGAUGAAUAUGAUGGAAUUCAUCACUCUCUCUUCAGCUUAUUCUCCCCUUUCAUUCAUGAAUUAAUGCGUAUUAUUACAAUGAGAUCUUUUUUCAAAAAAUUGUUGCUAGCAAAGAAACAAAAAACCUUACAAAAUCUAAUUACAGAAUAUUACAGUAGGAUGAAUCGAAUAAAUAGCAAUUUCCAUUAA